UGGAUAUAUAAGCAGAUGUGAGCACAUUCUAGGUUUAGCCCGCAGAGCUAGCACUUACAAUGGAAUCACCAAUUGUUGGGGGAAUGGGAGGAGAAAAGCCGGCGGACCCAGAGAUACAAACUAUCUGCGACUCGGUAAAACCAGAGUUUCUGAAAAAAUCCGGAGUUAAUGCGGCAAAGUUUGAGGCCGUCAAAUACAGAGAGCAAGUUGUAGCCGGAACGAAUUAUCUCGUCAAGGUCUGGCUCGGGGGGAUCGAGUAUUCUCAUCUGUUUAUACAUGAACCGUUACCGCAGAAUGGCGAGAGAACGAGACUCGUGGAUUACCAGCUCAAGAAGACCCAGCAGGACGCCAUCGAGAGUUUUUAAAAUACAAUGUAAAUCUAUAAAAGCCAGAAACCCUAUAAUAAAAGAAAAUAAAU
Hyla sarda is the source of this 418-nucleotide messenger RNA. Its product is annotated as cystatin-A5-like. The transcript has 3 exons. Gene Ontology annotation, cellular component: cytosol. Lineage: Eukaryota; Metazoa; Chordata; Amphibia; Anura; Hylidae. The coding region runs from base 60 to 365 and encodes 101 amino acids. The record is from RefSeq and is a predicted model, not a curated record. Gene Ontology annotation, molecular function: cysteine-type endopeptidase inhibitor activity.